Mandrillus leucophaeus (drill) is the source of this 5023-nucleotide messenger RNA. RefSeq names its product glutamate receptor, ionotropic, N-methyl D-aspartate 2B (gene GRIN2B). Gene Ontology annotation, molecular function: NMDA glutamate receptor activity; transmitter-gated monoatomic ion channel activity involved in regulation of postsynaptic membrane potential. The annotation marks the transcript as partial. The transcript has 10 exons. NCBI's taxonomy places the organism in Eukaryota, Metazoa, Chordata, Mammalia, Primates, Cercopithecidae. Gene Ontology annotation, cellular component: NMDA selective glutamate receptor complex; postsynaptic density membrane; plasma membrane. The record is from RefSeq and is a predicted model, not a curated record. Gene Ontology annotation, biological process: excitatory postsynaptic potential; long-term synaptic potentiation; synaptic transmission, glutamatergic.
AGGUAUCUGAUCAACGUCACUUUUGAGGGGAGGAAUCUGUCCUUCAGUGAAGAUGGUUACCAGAUGCACCCAAAACUGGUGAUAAUUCUUCUGAACAAGGAGAGGAAGUGGGAAAGGGUGGGGAAGUGGAAAGACAAGUCCCUGCAGAUGAAGUACUAUGUGUGGCCCCGAAUGUGUCCAGAGACUGAAGAGCAGGAAGAUGACCAUCUGAGCAUUGUGACUCUGGAGGAGGCACCAUUUGUCAUUGUGGAAAGUGUGGACCCUCUGAGUGGAACCUGCAUGAGGAACACAGUCCCCUGCCAAAAACGCAUAAUCACUGAGAAUAAAACAGAUGAGGAGCCGGGUUACAUCAAAAAAUGCUGCAAGGGGUUCUGUAUCGACAUCCUUAAGAAAAUUUCUAAAUCUGUGAAGUUCACCUAUGACCUUUACCUGGUUACCAAUGGCAAGCAUGGGAAGAAAAUCAAUGGAACCUGGAAUGGUAUGAUUGGAGAGGUGGUCAUGAAGAGGGCCUACAUGGCGGUGGGCUCACUCACCAUCAAUGAGGAACGAUCGGAGGUGGUCGACUUCUCUGUGCCCUUCAUAGAGACAGGCAUCAGUGUCAUGGUGUCACGCAGCAAUGGGACUGUCUCACCUUCUGCCUUCUUAGAGCCAUUCAGUGCUGACGUAUGGGUGAUGAUGUUUGUGAUGCUGCUCAUCGUCUCAGCCGUGGCUGUCUUUGUCUUUGAGUACUUCAGCCCUGUGGGUUAUAACAGGUGCCUCGCUGAUGGCAGAGAGCCUGGUGGCCCCUCUUUCACCAUCGGCAAAGCUAUUUGGUUACUCUGGGGUCUGGUGUUUAACAACUCCGUACCUGUACAGAACCCAAAGGGGACCACCUCCAAGAUCAUGGUGUCAGUGUGGGCCUUCUUUGCUGUCAUCUUCCUGGCCAGCUACACUGCCAACUUAGCUGCCUUCAUGAUCCAAGAGGAAUAUGUGGACCAGGUUUCUGGCCUGAGCGACAAAAAGUUCCAGAGACCUAAUGACUUCUCACCCCCUUUCCGCUUUGGGACCGUGCCCAACGGCAGCACAGAGAGAAAUAUUCGCAAUAACUAUGCAGAAAUGCAUGCCUACAUGGGAAAGUUCAACCAGAGGGGUGUAGAUGAUGCAUUGCUCUCCCUGAAAACAGGGAAACUGGAUGCCUUCAUCUAUGAUGCAGCAGUGCUGAACUAUAUGGCAGGCAGAGAUGAAGGCUGCAAGCUGGUGACCAUUGGCAGUGGGAAGGUCUUUGCUUCCACUGGCUAUGGCAUUGCCAUCCAAAAAGAUUCUGGGUGGAAGCGCCAGGUGGACCUUGCUAUCCUGCAGCUCUUUGGAGAUGGGGAGAUGGAAGAACUGGAAGCUCUCUGGCUCACUGGCAUUUGUCACAAUGAGAAGAAUGAGGUCAUGAGCAGCCAGCUGGACAUUGACAACAUGGCAGGGGUCUUCUACAUGUUGGGGGCGGCCAUGGCUCUCAGCCUCAUCACCUUCAUCUGCGAACACCUUUUCUAUUGGCAGUUCCGACAUUGCUUUAUGGGUGUCUGUUCUGGCAAGCCUGGCAUGGUCUUCUCCAUCAGCAGAGGCAUCUACAGCUGCAUCCAUGGGGUGGCGAUCGAGGAGCGCCAAUCCGUAAUGAACUCCCCCACCGCAACCAUGAACAACACACACUCCAACAUCCUGCGCCUGCUGCGCACAGCCAAGAACAUGGCUAACCUGUCUGGUGUGAACGGCUCCCCGCAGAGCGCCCUGGACUUCAUCCGACGGGAGUCAUCUGUCUAUGACAUCUCGGAGCAUCGCCGCAGCUUCACACAUUCUGACUGCAAAUCCUACAACAACCCGCCCUGUGAGGAGAACCUCUUCAGUGACUACAUCAGUGAGGUGGAGAGAACGUUCGGGAACCUGCAGCUGAAGGACAGCAACGUGUACCAAGAUCACUACCACCAUCACCACCGGCCCCAUAGCAUCGGCAGUGCCAGCUCCAUCGAUGGCCUCUACGACUGUGACAACCCACCCUUCACCACCCAGUCCAGGUCCAUCAGCAAGAAGCCCCUGGACAUCGGCCUCCCCUCCUCCAAGCACAGCCAGCUCAGUGACCUGUACGGCAAAUUCUCCUUCAAGAGCGACCGCUACAGUGGCCACGAUGACUUGAUCCGCUCCGAUGUCUCUGACAUCUCAACCCACACCGUCACCUACGGGAACAUCGAGGGCAAUGCCGCCAAGAGGCGUAAGCAGCAAUAUAAGGACAGCCUGAAGAAGCGGCCCGCCUCGGCCAAGUCCCGCAGGGAGUUUGACGAGAUCGAGCUGGCCUACCGUCGCCGACCGCCCCGCUCCCCUGACCACAAGCGCUACUUCAGGGACAAGGAAGGGCUACGGGACUUCUACCUGGACCAGUUCCGAACAAAGGAGAACUCACCCCACUGGGAGCACGUGGACCUGACCGACAUCUACAAGGAGCGGAGUGACGACUUUAAGCGCGACUCGGUCAGCGGAGGAGGGCCCUGUACCAACAGGUCCCACAUCAAGCACGGGGCAGGUGACAAACACGGCGUGGUCAGUGGGGUACCUGCACCGUGGGAGAAGAACCUGACCAACGUGGAGUGGGAGGACCGGUCCGGGGGCAACUUCUGCCGCAGCUGUCCCUCCAAGCUGCACAACUACUCCACGACGGUGACGGGUCAGAACUCGGGCAGGCAGGCGUGCAUCCGGUGCGAGGCUUGCAAGAAAGCAGGCAACCUGUAUGACAUCAGCGAGGACAACUCCCUGCAGGAACUGGACCAGCCGGCUGCCCCGGUGGCGGUGACGUCAAACGCCUCCACCACUAAGUAUCCUCAGAGCCCGACUAAUUCCAAGGCCCAGAAGAAGACCCGGAACAAACUGCGCCGGCAACACUCCUACGACACCUUCGUGGACCUGCAGAAGGAAGAAGCCGCUCUGGCCCCGCGCAGCGUAAGCCUGAAAGACAAGGGCCGAUUCAUGGAUGGGAGCCCCUACGCCCACAUGUUUGAGAUGUCAGCUGGCGAGAGCACCUUUGCCAACAACAAGUCCUCAGUGCCCACUGCCGGACAUCACCACCACAACAACCCCGGCGGCGGCUACAUGCUCAGCAAGUCGCUCUACCCUGACCGGGUCACGCAAAACCCUUUCAUCCCCACUUUUGGGGACGACCAGUGCUUGCUCCAUGGCAGCAAAUCCUACUUCUUCAGGCAGCCCACGGUGGCGGGGGCGUCGAAAGCCAGGCCGGACUUCCGGGCCCUUGUCACCAACAAGCCGGUGGUCUCGGCCCUUCAUGGGGCCGUGCCAGCCCGUUUCCAGAAGGACAUCUGUAUAGGGAACCAGUCCAACCCCUGUGUGCCUAACAACAAAAACCCCAGGGCUUUCAAUGGCUCCAGCAAUGGGCAUGUUUAUGAGAAACUUUCUAGUAUUGAGUCUGAUGUCUGAGUGAGGGAACAGAGAGGUUAAGGUGGGUACGGGAGGGUAAGGCUGUGGGUCGUGUGAUGCGCAUGUCACGGAGGGUGACGGGGGUGAACUUGGUUCCCAUUUGCUCCUUUCUUGUUGUUUUAAUUUAUUUAUGGGAUCCUGGAGUUCUGGUUCCUACUGAGGGCAACCCCGGUGACCAGCACCAUCUCCCCUCCUUUUCACAGUUCUCUCCUUCUUCCACCCCUAUCAGCCAUUCCUGUUCCCAUGAGAUGAUGCCAUGGGCCCUCUCAGCAGGGGAGGGUAGAGCGGAGAAAGGAAGGGCUGCAUGCGAGCUUCCUCCUGGUGUGGAAGAGCUCCUUGACAUCCUCUUUGAGUGAAGCCAGGAGAACCAAAAAGAGGCUAUGUGAGCACAAAGGUAGCUUUUCCCAAAACUGAUCUUUUCAUUUAGGUGAGGAAGCAAAAGCAUUACGUGAGACUAUUUAGCACACUGCUUGUGAAAAGAAAGAGGCUCUGGCUAAAUUCAUGCUGCUUAGAUGACAUCUGUCUAGGAAUCGUGUGCCAAGCAGAGGUUGGGAGGCCAUGUGUGUUUAUAUAUAAGCCAAAAAAUGCUUGCUUCAACCCCAUGAGACUCCAUAGUGGUGGUGAACAGGAACAAAAGGUCAUUGGUGGCGGAGCGGAUUCUUGAACAAACUAGAAAGCACGUUAUGAUAGUGUCCCACAGUGCCUUGGAGGCAAGAGCAGGUGGAUUGUGCAUGCAUGUGUGUUCAUGCACACUUGCACCCACAUGUAGUCGGGUGCCUCAAGAGAAGGCAACCUUGACUCUUUCUGUUGUUUCUUUCAAUAUCCCCAAGCAGUGUGAUUGUUUGGCUUAUAUACAGACAGAGAUGGCCAUGUGUUACCUGAAUUUUGGCUGUGUCUCCCUUCAUCCUUCUUGAAUAAGGAGAAUGAAAAUUCUUUAUAAAGAAGAAUCCGUGGUCUAGACAAAAAAAAGAUGGUGAGCAAUCCUGCAAGAGCAAGGUACAAAAACAAGUCCUCAGUGGUUGGCAAUUUUUUCAACCAGUUUGAACCAAGAACCUUCCAGGAAGGCUAAAGGGAAACAGAAUUUUCACAGCCACGAUUCUUUUGCCCACACUUGAGAGCAAAAGAUUCUACAAAGCUCUUUUGAGUAUUUAGACUGUCGACUGGCCAAGGUUUGGGGAGGAGCAAAGCCACCUUUGAAGUAGUAAGGAGUCGUGUAUGGUAGGGUAAGUGAGAGAGGGGGAUGUUUCCAAUGCUUUGAUCCCUUCUUACUUAACCUGAAUCUAGAAGAGCAGGCUUCUUCCCCCAAAACUGAUUACAACUGCUGUGGAGCAGACAGUUAAGAGAAAUGAACUUGACAAUUAAGAGAAAUGAGCUGCACUCCAUGAGUGUAGCUCAGGAGGUACGAAGAGAGGGGAAGAGACUUGGCAAUGGGAGAGGGGGGCAGAGAGGGAUCCUCCACAACCUCUUUGGGCCUGGCUCCCUGGGAAUGUGACUUGAGCCCAGAGUGAACACUCUUGGUAGAAGCCCUUCCACCUUCCUGCAACACCUUGUUUCCCUCUCAGAUUGUACCAUUGAG